Messenger RNA from Oppiella nova, 210 nucleotides. The record is from the annotation of a GenBank genome assembly. Lineage: Eukaryota; Metazoa; Arthropoda; Arachnida; Sarcoptiformes; Oppiidae.
AUGUCAUUUGAUUUGAACGACGACUUGUGCGAACUCAUACUGUCCUACCUGUCCAUUGAGGACAGGGUUAGGUUGGAGUGUGUGAGCAAACAAUGGCAUCAAUUAAUAUACCGAAGUGUCCACAAGUUUUCAUUACCGCUGCCGAGAGGAUCAAUUCCUAUCACAUCUCAUCAAAUAUCAGCCCAUAUAUGGAAGGCUCAGGAAUAUUAG